AUGAACGGUCUCACAAGCAGCCUGCUCUCUGAGAGCAUUGAGUGCAUGCCGAUUACGCAGGUCCCAAGCCAGCAAUCGCGCUGCAAGAAGCACGCCUUACGGCGGGGCGAUGUGCACAGCAGCAUCGGCAAUGCAACUCAGAGAGAGAAGAGAUAG
Molecule: messenger RNA, 156 nt
Organism: Colletotrichum destructivum
Lineage: Eukaryota; Fungi; Ascomycota; Sordariomycetes; Glomerellales; Glomerellaceae
Exons: 1
Coding region: 1-156 (51 amino acids)
Source: RefSeq, a predicted model, not a curated record